AUGAAAGACGAAUGCAAUCCCAAAUUGUUUAUCCCGUGGUGCCUGUCCAACAUAUUUUUUUUCGGAGCAGUCACUGUGGCAAUUGUCGGUAUUGGUAGACAUUGUAGUUUGAGACAAUGUCUCAUCAAUGUCAAUAUUGGUCAGGAGCUCGGCACGUUCUUUUUAAUUGGAAUGGCGCUUGGUACUUGUUGUGAGUACAUGGGUGACAAUUUUAUAACCAGAAAGAUGUACCUACCUUAUUCGACGAGUCACCAGCUAUGCAUUGGUGUCGGUGUACUGAUGAUGUUUCUUCUUCCAUUCAACGAUACUGGAGUCUUAUUGUAUUUGUAUUGUGCUACUAGCGGACUUUUGUGUUUCUCCACUUUUCUCUUCACAUCAACUCUCAAUUGGCCUAUCAUAAUUCGUCAAACUAUGCUUGCAAGGCAUAUUUCGAGAAUGCACUAAUGUAUGGGCUGCUGCAGGAUACUUUCACGAAGAUGAAAUUGGCUCUCCAACGAGUAUGGGGUUUCUUUCUCGCUGUGGUACCGGGACAACACAAGUUGCUGCGAACAUUUCUCUUGAUUUGAUGAACGUUUCAAUACGUUUUUUAACACCAAUAAAUCAUUUCAAUUCAACGCUUACUCUCAUUAUGAGUUUCAUAGCAACGACACUCCGAAAUAACCCUAGCGCGCCCUCUUAGCGAAAAUUUUAUUCAAUUUUUUUUUGCAUUUUUUGCAAUUUUUCUCGUUUUUUUUCACGAUUACCGCUUAUUUUGCGUGAUUUUAUAAAAAUCGAGAAAAUCAACGAAAAGGAUCCUUCAAAACGACGGAAUAGGAAAAAGAUGCCAAAAAUCAGAUUUUUCGUCCCGACGCAACUUCGCCGGCUUCGACGAGGAAUCCUGCAGCGAGGGACACGAUUAUGAGCUGUUAAAGAGUGUCGCCGGCACCGACUCCGAACGAGAAAAGCUCCGACGACCGCAAACGAGAGCCGAAGGAAUCCGGAAAGCGAAGAAAAUGGAUCGAUAA
Molecule: messenger RNA, 1004 nt
Organism: Caenorhabditis elegans
Lineage: Eukaryota; Metazoa; Nematoda; Chromadorea; Rhabditida; Rhabditidae
Source: the annotation of a RefSeq genome assembly